Dentiscutata heterogama is the source of this 1241-nucleotide messenger RNA. NCBI's taxonomy places the organism in Eukaryota, Fungi, Glomeromycota, Glomeromycetes, Diversisporales, Gigasporaceae. The record is from the annotation of a GenBank genome assembly.
AUGAUAGAACUUAACCACGACUGCCUCUGGCAGAUCUUCACUAAUUUGGAACAAGAUAAAAACUCUCUACACGCGGCAGUAUUAGUUAACCAUACCUGGUGUAAAGUUGCAAUUCAAUUUUUGUGGAAAAAACCAUUUCGUUUCUUGUAUACAUGUCAGAAAGCAUGCAAAUGUUUGACUGAAGGUCGACAUAAAAAAGCGAAAAACCUUCUUACGACUUUUAUUACAUGUAUUGCACAAAAUCAAGCUUCAUCUGCCAUUAAUAUGCAAGACUUUGUAAUAUGGACGAAUGCACCGCGCACGGCCUUCGAUUAUUCACGUUUCUUGCGUCACAUUGACCUUCAUGAUUUGUUUUUAGCACUUAUGGAUGGUGUUAAAUAUUUAAUAUCACAUAAACAUCUUGAUUAUGUAAUAGCUUUCCAACACAUCACAAAAUUUCUUGCACCCGACGAUAAUUGGGAAAGCGCAGUUAUUCAGGAAAUGGCUCGUGAUAUCUGCAAGCUCUUGGUAUCACAUUGUUCUAAUUUAAGGUGCUUAUCAAUUGACAUGGCGAAUAAACAAUGGUCAAAAGAAAAUCAUCGAUGUUCAAGUCUUCCAAACAUUUCUUUCUGGAUCACAGUCAAAGAAAUACCAGAAGAGCUUUUAUUGAUACCAACAUAUCCAGGAGCCACUAAAAGCUUAUCACAAUUAGUAGAAUUUUAUUGGGGAGCUACACAUUGGACAUCAGAGUUUUUGAUAGCCUUAUCAAAGGUUUCUAAAAGACUUCGAACACUUAUAAUUGACAUGUCUAAUUUCGGUAGAAAUGAGAGUAAUGAUCAUGCACGGAACUUGGGAACUUUAAUAAAAGUACAAACAGCUUUACAAGAAAUUCAAUUCAUUAAAUGUAAACCACGUGUUUUACCGUCAAUUAUGCAAGGACUUCGUACACAGGCAAAAUCAUUGCGUUACUUUCAUUUUCAAGGAAUGGUAAAAGAUUGGAGUGUGUUUUCAGAACUAGUGCAUUUAACCAAUAUUCAAGAAUUGAGUUUCGUUAAGGCCAACUUUCGAUGUAGUGAGAUUGAGAUGUUAGCAUCAUCAAAUUUUCCAAAUUUGACAAAGCUUGUUUUCGAUACUACUAGUUUUCGAUUUCCAAUUAUUAUACCUGAAAUUAUCAUACAAAGUUCUGGAAACAAACUUAGGACAUUUUCGUUACCAGCAUAUUUUUAUCCAUCAUAUAAUGGAUUUGUUCCUACAGUUUCAUU